Molecule: messenger RNA, 1948 nt
Organism: Ipomoea nil (Japanese morning glory)
Lineage: Eukaryota; Viridiplantae; Streptophyta; Magnoliopsida; Solanales; Convolvulaceae
Product: B3 domain-containing protein At2g36080-like
Exons: 3
Coding region: 200-1162 (320 amino acids)
Molecular function (GO): DNA binding; DNA-binding transcription factor activity
Source: RefSeq, a predicted model, not a curated record
AUAAUGAUUGAUUUAUUUUCCCGUCACGCAAAAUACCUUAAAAGACAACUACUCUCGUACUUCUUUCACCAACAUACCCCCAUACUCCAUACUCUCUAUUAGUCAAACUUCUCUGCUAUUUCCAAUUCUUCAAUUCGCCACCGCAGCUUCGACGACGUCAAAACUUCUAAACCAUCGCCGCCGCGAGCUCUGAGAAAUAAUGUCUGUCAACCAUUUCACUACGGAAGGAUUCUGGUUGACUAAACAACACCAUUUAACGGUGCCGCCGUCUAACGACACUUCCUGUAACCUCGCCACAACGGCCUCCUCCUCCGCCGCGAUUUUUUCGGCGCAAAACACGGGUUAUAGUUUUAACCUGAACAACAAGAAUGAAGACGAGGAGGAAGAGUCCGAGGAACAACAAAGCCAGGAAGAACAGCAGGAAAUGACGAUAAUACCCAAAGAGCACUUGUUCGAGAAGCCAUUGACUCCCAGCGACGUGGGGAAGCUGAACCGCCUCGUCAUCCCCAAACAGCACGCCGAGAAAUACUUCCCGCUGACCGGCCAAGAACCCGGCGGCGGCGGCGCCGAGAAAGGCUUGCUACUGAGCUUCGAGGACGAGUGUGGGAAGACGUGGCGGUUCCGGUACUCGUACUGGAACAGCAGCCAAAGCUACGUGCUCACCAAAGGCUGGAGCCGCUUCGUGAAGGAGAAGCGGCUCGACGCCGGAGACGCCGUGCUGUUCGCGCGCCACCGCGCGGACGCCGAGCGGCUCUUCAUCGGGUGGAGGCGGAGAAGUAGUAGUUCGGUGCAAGACGGCAGUAAUAGUGGGGCCGGUCAGGCGAGCACGGUUGGUGGUGGCGGUGGGUGGGCCCAGACAUGGCAUCCUUAUCCACCACCGGCUACUCCUGCAGCUAUUCCAUACCAACCUAACUGUCUUCAUGCAGGAUCGUCAGCAGGUGUUGUGCAAAGACAAACUGGUUCGAGUGGGAAUUCAAAGAGAUCAGUGAGACUGUUUGGGGUGAACUUGGAGUGUGAACCGGAGCCAACCACAGUAGACCGGUCGGCUCAACCCGGCCAGCACCAACCGUUCCAGUAUUACGCCAACUCCCAUGCUUCCUACAAUCACAUGGAGAUGAAGUUCUCGAGAGAUGUCAACCAGAUGAGAUUUGAGCAGGGAUAAGAUCUGUGGAUGUGACAUCUUCUACUGACUACAAUUGGCCACUUGGAAUUUUAAUACUGCAAACAAAAAAAAAAUACAAAAUACAAAAUAUAUAAUAAAAAAGAUAUGAAAAGAAAAGUUCCCACUUCCCAGAUAUUCUGCAGAUCUUAUCUACCCAGAAAAGUUUGGUAAAAAACACAGUCGUAUUUGACGACCUGCUUUCACAAUCAACCAGAGUUUUCUGUAUAGUUGAGGUGGAAAGAAUAGAACCACAAGUAAAGGUGGUGAAGUGUUGAAAAGGGUAAGAUUGAUUUUUUUUUUUUGGGGGUGGGGACCAUAGGAUGUGAUGACGUCAGCAAGGCCUGAAUAAAAAGAAGCAUGGGCCAUAGGAGUAGUAGUAUACUAUAGAGAUUGUGGGUGAAGAUGUUUGAAUUGAUGAUGGGUUAUCCUUAUUAAUCAUCAUUAUAUCAUAAUCAUCAUCAUAAAUUCAUGAUUGAUGAUGAGCCCAUGACACAUAAAUACAUAAUUAUGGUGGUUCAAAGCAAAGGGGAAGGUAGGGUUCUUCCCUUUACUAUUACUAUUAAGCAUCUAUGUCACAAUGCAAAGGGCAAACAUUAACUCUCUUUUGACUGACUGUUUUUUUUUUUUUUUUUUUUUUUCCGCCUUUUUUGUUUUAAUUUAUGUAUAUGUUUAUGCUAGUCAAUGACAAAAGUUCCAAACUUUAUUUUGUGGUUUAAGGUUGUGUACAUAAGAUGUGUUUGGGUUACAAGGAUAAGUUUGAGAAAGAUGAGGCUUACCAUUGUGACA